AUGUAUGCGCAUGCAUAUUUACAUCACCGACUCCGGAUCCACAGCGACCGAAGAGCACCGGUGCUGUGGUGCCGAAGAGAAGCCCGAAAACGAAAACUCUGCGCACUGCUCAGUCCAUUCUUGUUGGAGCUUGGUCGAGCCCCGCAAGCAAUUCAUCCGAAGACACGUACGGGUGCAGACGUACAGAUGAUAUGUAAUACGUCCAUGGGACUCGUUGCAAACCCGUUUCAAGUUUUCCCCGCUCGAACUGAGAUGCAAAACGCGCUGCGUGUUCAGUCGCGCAAGUUCCAAGGGCUGGCUUUGACCUGCGAGGCUCUACCAGGGUUAUUUGUGUAUGCGUCCACGGCCCAGACCAUGUAUUCAGGGCUCAUAAUAGCCUUGAUGGCCCAGUCAUGGCAUGAAUUGCGAAUUCGGCCUCAGUUUGUUACGAAAGUCCAAGCCGGGUUUAGCCAAGAGAAGCUCGGGCGCCUUGAUGAGUUUGUUGAAAUUGGGAAAUCUUUGGUGAAACACAUGGGAUUGUAUGGAUUACAGAUUUGCCAGUUUAGUCUCAGUCAUGGUUUGCCUGGUCUUGCGCAGACCCUUGACAAAAAUUCUGAAAACGUUGCAAUUGCUACGACUCUCGCUCCCUCGCGCAGUCUGGCUUUGCCUGUACAUAUCGGGCAUACCCUACCUUGGCUUCUUGAUCAUACGCAUUGUGCAGUUCAGUUGUCUUGCGAAUUAAAGACGCUCCUCUGUCCUGCCAGAAGAAGUUCGUCCGACUGGUCCAAUCUACCAUACAGGCUCCGUGUCUUUUAUACGCGCUCCGACUUCCCUCCUACGCACACAUUUAUCUCAAACUCUGUGGCCUGUACCUCCACUUUACUUCACCCCCUCGGGAUCCAUCUCCAUCGCCUGCACCCCGCUUUGCCAAGAAUCAAAGCUACCAUCGUCCCGCUUCUCGACCAGUCUCCAACCUUCCGACAAGGCCCUUUGUUUUACGUUGCGUCAAGCGUCAUCCCACAUAUCCCCUCAAACUCUUCGGUUUCUCCCUCGUCGACCGUGAUCUUCCGUCGAUUCACCCGGCUCCACGCCUUCAAUCAAUAA
Molecule: messenger RNA, 1083 nt
Organism: Puccinia graminis f. sp. tritici CRL 75-36-700-3
Lineage: Eukaryota; Fungi; Basidiomycota; Pucciniomycetes; Pucciniales; Pucciniaceae
Exons: 4
Coding region: 1-1083 (360 amino acids)
Source: RefSeq, a predicted model, not a curated record